This is a messenger RNA of Coregonus clupeaformis (lake whitefish), 2712 nucleotides long. Its product is annotated as solute carrier family 13 member 4-like. Gene Ontology annotation, cellular component: membrane. The record is from RefSeq and is a predicted model, not a curated record. NCBI's taxonomy places the organism in Eukaryota, Metazoa, Chordata, Actinopteri, Salmoniformes, Salmonidae. The coding region runs from base 495 to 2432 and encodes 645 amino acids. The transcript has 15 exons. Gene Ontology annotation, molecular function: transmembrane transporter activity. Gene Ontology annotation, biological process: monoatomic anion transmembrane transport.
UCUAAAAAAUUAGCAUUUUACAACAUUUUAUUUAAACUUUAUUUGAGCAGGGAGUCCCAUUGAGAUCAAGGUCUAUUUUGCAAGGGAGCCCUGCAAAAGCGAACUUAUCUGGUUUUCAGAUAAGAAUAGGUAGACAACAUUGAAAAAGAAGUCAGGAAACUAUUUGUUGCACUUUUAGACCUCGUAGCUGCACUCAAAGGUGGGGGUUGUCUGCAGGUCAAGUACGGAGGUGAGAUUGUCCACAGAGCAGUUAUUUCAGACGGAGGACUGUGCGCUGUAGACUGCAGUGCAUAGCCCCCAGAACCAAACAAACAGAACCUGCAAGGACCAACCAACUGCAAAUAGAAACUCCAGUUUUCACUCCAGAAGGAGACAUUUAAAGGGAUUUUUAUUUUACUUUCAUUAAGACUUCAUGUCACGCCAAAUAACCAGUUAAAAGGGACCAACAAGCCAGCUUCUCUGCGCUGAGACCGAACCCAGGCGAGCAGUCCCCGAUGAGGCUGGAGGCCGCCGCAAGGAUGGACCUUAUCAAGAAGCUAUGGAGAGCACGCAAGCUGAUCCUGGUGGUGCUGAUCCCGCUGUCGCUGCUGCCGCUGCCCCUCAUCCACCCCACCAGCGAGGCCUGCUGUGCAUAUGUGUUGAUAGUGACAGCAGUGUACUGGGUAUCAGAAGCUGUACCCCUGGGAGCCGCUGCCCUCGUACCAGCCUUCCUAUACCCACUGUUCGGAGUGCUCAAGUCCAGCGAGGUAGCUGCAGAGUACUGUAAGGACACCACUCUGCUGCUGAUGGGGGUAAUCUGUCUGGCGGCCUCCAUAGAGAAAUGGAACCUCCACAAACGCAUCGCUCUACGCAUGGUCAUGAUCGCUGGAGCCAAGCCUGGCAUGUUGGUGCUGGGUUUCAUGUGCUGUACAGUCUUCCUGUCCAUGUGGCUUAGUAACACCUCCACCACUGCCAUGGUGAUGCCUAUCGCUGAGGCCGUCCUGCAGCAGCUCAUCUGCACCGGCGUGGCCGACACCCAGGAAGACUCCGAAACUGUCGAGGCCACCGAGGACAACUGCCUCAGCGACAAGGAAGAGAAUCUGGAAAAGAACCAACUAGAGCGUCUGUAUCGCAGAGACAGCUGUAUGAAGCAGGAGCUCUGCACUCUGACUGAGUUGCCGACUGUGGAGUCUAACGGGACUGGUAGGAAGGCCAGUAACGCUAGUCUGGGCCAGUUGUCCCUCAAGCAGACCAAUGGACACCUGCCAUCGACAGCAAUCAGCAUCCCAGAGCCUAAGAAGGAGAAGGAGAGCAAGGACUCUCGCUACCCCACCAAGAGAGAUCAUAUGAUCUGUAAAUGUCUGUCUCUCAGCAUCACGUACGCCGCCACCAUCGGAGGCCUCAUCACCAUCACCGGCACCUCCACCAACCUUAUCUUCGCUGAACAGUUCAACAAUCGCUACCCGGAUGCGAAGGUGAUCAACUUUGGGACCUGGUUCAUCUUCAGUUUCCCCAUCGCUAUCAUCAUGCUGCUGCUGACCUGGGUCUGGCUGCACUUCCUCUUCCUUGGCUGCAAUUUCAGGGAGACAUGCUCGUUGAGUAAAAAGCGUAAGACAAGGAGAGAGAUGCUGUCAGAGAGGAGGAUCCACGACGAGUACAUAAAGCUUGGGCCUAUCAGCUAUCCAGAGGUGGUGACAGGAGUGUUCUUCAUACUGAUGACUCUGCUGUGGUUCACCAGAGAACCAGGCUUCGUACCCGGGUGGACGUCGCUGUUCGAGAAGAAAGGCUACAGGACCGACGCCACUGUCUCUGUGCUGUUGGGCUUCCUGCUCUUCCUCAUCCCGGCCCGUCGGCCCUUCUCUCGGGCCCCCAGCACCCCCGCAGGGGAAGGUUCCGCAGAGAGAGACCCAGACCCCCUGGCCCCCAUGAUCACCUGGAAGGACUUCCAGAAUCUCAUGCCCUGGGAGAUCGUCAUCCUGGUGGGAGGGGGCUACGCCUUGGCUGCUGGCUGCAAGGUUUCGGGGCUGAGUGUGUGGAUAGGCAGACAGCUGGAGCCGAUGAGUGGUCUCCCCCCGUGGAUGGUCACGCUGCUGGCCUGCCUGCUCGUCUCUGCGGUUACAGAGUUCGCCAGCAACCCCGCCACUCUCACCGUGUUCCUACCUAUCCUGUCUGCACUGUCGGAGACCCUGCAGAUCAACCCCCUCCACACACUCAUCCCCGCCACCAUGUGUGUGUCAUUUGGGGUCAUGCUGCCCGUCGGGAACCCCCCCAACGCCAUAGUGUUCAGUUACGGACACGUGCAGAUCAGCGACAUGGUGAAGGCAGGUUUUGGGGUGAAUCUGAUUGGGGUUCUAGUGGUGAUGCUGGCCAUAAUGACCUGGGGCGUGCCCCUCUUCAACCUGACUGAGUUCCCAGACUGGGCCAUCGCCAGGAACGUCACUGGCAGCUUAUAACCACGCGGGGGUGCGAGAGAGUGCAGACAGUCACGCAGAGAGAGAGAGAGAGGCAGAGAGCGGAAGAAUGCUGAAGAGGUCUCAAAACAGAGACCCACUCGCCGUCUCUUUUACUGUAAAUGCCAAAUUGAAAGGGACUGAGGCUUAUUCCUUCAACCUGGCUGGUAACGUCUGAGAAUCGGGCAGGUUGGGGAAGGAAAGUGGAAGGAAAGAAGCAUGUUGAUAAAACAAGUUUACUGGAGAACGGAGACCAAGUAGAGACUUUUGGACAAGGUGGAUA